Caretta caretta (loggerhead turtle) is the source of this 6662-nucleotide messenger RNA. NCBI's taxonomy places the organism in Eukaryota, Metazoa, Chordata, Testudines, Cheloniidae. The record is from RefSeq and is a predicted model, not a curated record.
UCCCUCUCUCCGGCUCGGCCCCUGCAGCGGCGACCAGGAGCUGGUCCCAAGAGCCUGCCUGCAGCGGGCGCUCAGGGCAGCGCUCUGCGCCCGGCAAAGACAGAGGGGAGGCUGCAGCCAGCAGCCGGAGACAGGCCCGGGGCUGGUGACACAGGAAGGGGCUGCUGCAGCGCUGAGCGUUGGGUGCUGGGAGGAAGGAGGCGGGCAGCAGGCAGAACAAAGCCCCGAGACCAGACACCUGGGCGUGGAUGCUCCUAAAAUCCCAGGCGCUGCUCCCUCCAUUUUGACCCGGGAGCCCGGGCUGAGCAGCUGCUGACUCCCCGCACCCCAAUGGGGGUCUGUGCUGGGGGGAGCCCCUCAUUAACCCCUCCCUGCCCAGCCGCGGGGGACUUUCUCCAGCGGGGACCAGCCCCCCGGGCUGCAGACUGCAGGGGCCGGUGACCUUCGAGGAGGUGGCUGUGUAUUUGACGAAGGAAGAGUGGGCUCUGCUGGACCCUGCUCAGAGAGCCCUCUACAGAGACGUCAUGCAGGAGAACUAUGAGACUGUGACCUCGCUGGAGUUUCCAAUUUCCAAACCUGACGUGAUCUCCCAGCUGGAACAAGGGGAUGAGCCGUGGGUCCCAGACCUCCAGGGCUCAGAUGAACAAGAGAUCCUGCGAGGUGCCUUCACAGCAGGUGGUGGGAUGGUGAGUGAGAAUGAGGAGCAGAAUCCUCAACAGAAGGAGGCUGAGCAUGUGGACCUGCACGGGGUAUUGUUGCAAAGAUCCAAAUGGAAUGUGUCCAGGAGUCAUGAGCAGCAAAAAAGUUGUGAGAGUCAGCACAGGCCAGAGAGGCAGCAGGGAAACCCGCCAGAAGAGAAAGUGGGUAAACCCAUUAAUAGUCAGGGAACUCAUGAGGACCUCAAGGGGACCACAGGCCAGCACAGAAUCCUCACAGGAGAGAGAAAAAACACAUGCACUGAAUGUGGGAAAAUCUUCCAUAGAUGUGCAGACCUUAUUAAUCAUGAGAGAAUCCACACAGGAGAGAGACCCUAUGAAUGUAGUCAGUGUGGGAAAACCUUCACUCAAAGUUCAGCCCUUAGUAGGCAUCAGAGAAUCCAUACAGGGGACAGACCCUAUGAAUGCUGUGAAUGUGGGAAAAACUUAUCUGACAGAUCAACCCUUAUUCAGCAUCAGAGAAUCCACACAGGGGAGAGACCAUAUAAAUGCAGUGAAUGUGGGAAAAGCUUCACUGACAGGUCAGGCCAUAUUUAUCAUCAGCGAAUCCACACGGGGGAGAGACCCUAUAAAUGCUGUGAGUGUGGGAAAACCUUCAUUCAGCGCACAACCCUUGUUACACACCAGCGACUUCACACAGGAGAGAGACCCUAUGCAUGCCAUGAGUGUGGGAAAAGCUUCACCUCCAGCUCAACCCUUGUUACACAUCAAAGAAUCCAUACUGGGGAGAGACCCUAUGAAUGCUGUGAGUGCGGGAAAAGCUUCACUCAGAGCUCAGCUCUUAUUACACAUCAGAGAAUCCACAGUGGAGAGAGACCGUAUGAAUGCAGUGAGUGCGGGAAAAGCUUCACUCAGAGCUCAGCCCUUAUUACACAUCAGAGAAUCCACAGCGGAGAGAGACCCUAUGAAUGCUGUGAGUGUGGGAAAUGCUUCACUCGGAGCUCAGUCCUUCUUUAUCAUCAAAGAAUCCACAAGGGAGAAGAACACCAUAAAAACCUUGUCUAGAACCGACAAAAGAUUUUUUUAUCUUUAAUAUUUUUGCUCAUUCCCACAUAGUGAACUUUAAAGCUAUUUGCACCAUUUCCUUCACUGUGGUACCUCAGCUGCCCCAGGUGAGUUGUCUGUUUUUGCCUUCUGCAGCUCCACCUUUUGGGGUGAAUCCCAUGGUCCUUUCUGUCAACUCCAUAGUCUCCUAUGCAUCAUGGGAAUUUGUGACCCUCCUACAAGGAAUGUUCAUCACCUCCAGGUCAGGGAGAUAUACAGGUGACAUCAUCUAGCUAUAUCAAAGUAAAAUCUUCUUGGUUUCAUCUCCACUAGGAUUUUCCAUGGAGUUGGCUAGCUUGAGUUCACUAUCAUGAUGUAAAAACCUAACUAGUCUUGCAGUAAGGACAUAAUCCACGUACAGUCUCCAGGUUAUCUUCAUGUCCUGACCUAACGUCCUUUUUCUAGUCUAAAGCAAACCUGGAGGAAGGAUCAAAUUUAUACUCUUCCUUCCACUGCAAAAUGAUUGUUCGAGCCUCCGAGUUCACCCUUGGGCACAGAUUGUCUCAUUCCUAGUUGUCCACACAUUUCCCUGGGGUGUACUGAAUAAGAAUUGUUUUGGUACCCUUUUUCUCAUAUAAAAUAGAUUUAAAUAUAACAAAGAGCAGAAGCAGGAGUGGGUGGGGGAGGAAGGGAAGUGUCAUUUCAGGCUCUUGGCAGAGCCUGAAAAAGAUGGAGGGAUUCCAUGCUUCCCCAUCACUCCAGCACUCUUACCUUCUGUCUGAACUAUGUAGUGUUUAUGUUCUUCACAUUUUAGCCCUCCACUCCCAAAGUAUCAUGUGAUGCAGUGUCUUCAGCUUUCAUAGUUUCACAAACUUUAAUUCCAGAAGGGACCAUCAUGAUCAUCUUGUCUGACCUCCUGCACGUUGAAGGCCAGAGAAACCCACCCACCCUCUCCUGUAAUAGGCCCAUAACUGCUGGAAAAUUAGUUAAUCCACCUCCCUGAGAGGUGGUAGCCCUUCCCGCUGACAUAGCACUGUCUACACAGGGGAGGAAGGGGGUUAGUAUGUUGCUCAGGGGUGUGGAUUUACACCCCAAUCAACGUAGUUAUACCAAUACAGGGCUGUAGUGUAGACCAGACCUAAGUCUCCAUUUGUACGGUAGGUUCUCCAUGCCUCCAAUCAUCCUAGUAGUCCUUUGUGGUUGGGAAUUGUCCUUUGAUUUCUUUGAUCCUAAAUCAGACUCAUUAGAGGUAGAGAUGAAAGUGUCACCAACCUGGAAGGGGAAUCUGAAUGGAUUCCAAACACAAUGAGAUCAGUCAGCAUUGAAAUCCCAGUUUCCAUCUAUGGGCAAAGCUACUCCUGAGGUUUUUCCUGCUGAGUUAGGAUUGUUCGCAGGAGGAAAUUUGGGUUGUUUUCCCUAUUACAAUGAUGUAAUGACCUUUAGUAAAUAACAUGACUAAUAAUAAUGAAACUGCACUGGGUGAAGUAGGUUUGAACAGAUCAGAGGAAAACAGGAUGGGGAGAAUCUCUUGUCCUGAUUCUGAGUCAUCAGAUGUAAUGUGCUCUGAAAUUUCACUUUAUAUGAAAUUUAAAUUGUUGUAUACCUCCUUGGGAUGUGGGUUUUUCUUUCUCAGAUUUAUUUUGGGGGACUUUGAGAUAAAUGAUGAUUUGCUACAAUAGGCAGGGAUGGUGUCCUUAGCCUCUGUUUGCCACAAGCUGGGAAUGGGAGACAGGGAAUGGAUCGCUUGAUGUUUACCUAUUCUGUUCAUUCUCUCAGGGGCACCUGGCAUUGGCCACUGUUGGAAGACAGGAUAUUGGGCUAGAUGGACCUUUGCUCUGACCCAGUAUGGCUGUACUUAUAUUCUUAUGUUCUUAUUUUACUUUUUACUUUUUCCCUACCUCUCCAUGAUGAUAUAGGGAAAGUUCCAGUCACCUGGAGACCAUACUCCAAGCUACUGGACAUGCUAACAAAGAAACCGUAGCAUUUUUAAAUCUCCACUCUGAAAUGGUGAACAACAUCAGACUAGGCAAAGGAUGCAACUAUCUGAAGUAACUGCAUGUGAUCACAGUAAUAUUCAAUAGUUUAGGUCAGUAUAGUCUCAGGUGAUCUGGAGUGAGAAUUCCACAGUCAGUGACUUGAAACUAGCCAAAAUACCCAUGUAUUUGAUCCCCGAAGCAGCUGUGACCCAGGCCUUACAGGAGAUUACUUAUGAAGAUAUCUCCUGCAUAAUCAAAUAACAUGGGAGAUAUUAUUCCUAACUAUGCAGAUACAGAGGAAAUAAAGGUGGUGGGUUUUUUGAACUCACCCUUUGUAGGUGCUGUAAAUGUGUAUAAAAGUAAAUCAGUUUUGAAUGCGAGAUAGUUGCAGAAAAAUAUCUAUUUUUUAAUAGAAAUCCCACCUCUCCUAGUUUACAGAGACUCUGAGAUAAUUUAGACAUGUGCCACCAGUUUAAAGAAAUACAUUUGUCAUGUUUGGAGAUGCCAUCCUCACUAACACUGAUGAAAUAUUGCAUGGUUUGGUGAAGAAUUCUACUCCAGAGAAGUAUAAAUUUACCCCAAACAAGGCCAAGGAUUUGGCAAGAACUCAGGUAGGUAUAGCAGGUACCCGAUGGUCAGAUUUCACCCCCAAAAAGGAAGCUAUGAUGAACUAUGAUCCAGGUAAAAUUGCUUUUAGAACACCCUUCACUACUUCAGUGUCACUGAUUACAGUUCCAAAGGAUGCCAUGGAUAAAUUUGGAACUAUUGCCCUUUACCAUUUGGAUCCAAAGUGUCAUAAGCUAAAGAGAAAAACUGCUGAUACCUUCAGAGAACACUCCUUUCCUGUAGAUCCCCAUCUCUUUUCCUGGUUGGGAAGCAAGGAUUUUUGUGCUGUGCCAGUGAUUGUAUCCAUCGAGGGAAUGACUUUGUCAGCUUCCAAGUUCAGAGUGCAGCAUACACAAAUGUUGUGUUCUGUUUCUAUGGUUUGGUCUUUUGAUCUUGUUUCUUACGCAUUUGCAUCACUUCUCCACCAUCUCCUGCUACUCUGAAAGAUUAAAAAGUGUGAAAAUAGGGUACAGGUGUUUUUCCUUAUGAUGCAGACCUGCCCACCUAGUGUGAGACAUCUUCCACCAACCCUUACGGCAGGUGAUCGCCGGGUAAAUGAACUCACACAAGUUAGAGGCACCAAUGUUGGGGUGAACCACCGCUUUACUCAAGGGUUCACUGGGUGGAAAUGGGGGGUGAAAAGAAAGUAAGACCUAUAAUAGGGUUUUGCAAUCUUUGAAUAUGUUGUGUUGGCAAUGAAAAUUAAAUUAAACAUGCAGUUAAUUAUUAGUUAGAGUAAGAGACUAAUUAUGUGAUCAUUCAAAUUAUACUGGAAAUUAUCAGGGUUUUUUUUAGAAAUAUAAGAAAUGGUGGCUAAUCCUGAAAAGCUUAUUUGAUGUAAUUUACCCUCUUUGGUCUAAAGAGUUCUGAAUUAUAAUGUCAGUCUAAAGAUUGGGGUGGUGGAAUAUGUGAGAGAUGUAUAUGAGAAUAAAGACCUGGUAUAGACUUCAGUUAUUUCUAUUUCAAAUGAAAUUUAUUUUGAUAAACUUUAAAGUAUAUUUCUGUUGAGAGGAAAACUACUUAAGGAGAUAAGUUUUACUUUAACCUUUUACUCAUUGAGAUUGUGAGGGUCACUGAAUUCCCCACUUCCCUUGUUUGCAGAGGAAAGAUAUGACAUCUCUCAUGAUAUAUCCACAUUUAUUUUUAAGCUUGGUGAUGGAUGCAUGAUGCAAUGAGUAGCUUUGCUGUUAAAAAAAAUCUUCAAAUAGCUAUUUUUAUGGGUGCUGAGACUCUUUGAACCCUGUGGCCAGUCUAUGGAAACCUUUUCAAACUCGUCCUGAUUAUCUUUCAUUUUUGAUAUCUUUGGGUUUUGCACAUUCAUGCUGAAUGUGGUUUGCCACAAUACAUAUCUUGAGAAAAAGACUGGAUUAAAGGAAACUUUUCCAAACUGAUGCUAGCCCAAGAUCUGCCUCAUUCCAACCAGAUUGUCCACAUUGUUGGUAUCUGAGGCAUUCUUCACAUCUGAUUUGCCCCGAGAUCUUGGGGAGGCACCGUAAAGCAGGAUAAGCUAGAAUCGUCAACUGCAAAGAUCAAGAUAAAGGUUGAAGUCCUUCAACUUUCAGGUCAACAAGAUAUCUGAGAAAGAUUGAUCCCCUCUGGGGAGGGAAAUCAUGAUAUCAAUGACAAGCUGUGACAACAUCGAUUAGUUUCCCUGUACUUGGGAAAGUCUCCUCCUACAUAUGAGUCGACAGAGUAAGAGAGCUGGAGCGCUCAAACGCUGCUAUUUUAGUAGUUCCUUUAUUUUUUUUUCAUUCAUUUGUAUAAUCUGGGGUAUGCCCCCCACCUUUCUAUCAUCCUCGGUGUGACAGGGUGGUUCAUUGAAUACGUCUGUGUUAAUCACCUGUAAAAUCCACACUGGGAAGAUGCCAGAAGGAAUAGUUCCCCACAUCUUUUGUGUGGCAGUUGUUACAUUUCUACUGACGACAGCCUUGAUAAAGGCUGUAUCUGUGUUGGGGUGAAAAGGAGAAGGAUUUAGUCACACAACAGUGAAAUCUGAGGCGGAAGCUUUAAUUGGCUUUGAGGUUGUAGCCUAAACGUGAACAAUCAUUUGAUUUCAGUAUUGAAAUAUUCACUGGUUUCAGUGUGGCUUGAGCUAUGAGGGUGAAGUUCUCUGACUGGGGUUUAUGACUAAAUGGACAGCCUUCUCACUGGAUUACUCUUCUAAAACAGAUGAGUUGUUUAUCUGUUGUAUUAAUCUGAGGAUUAGAUUAAAUUGAUGACUUGAUUCCAAAGCAAUAUCAUUGUUCACUCCUUGAUUUACUGGUUCAACUUGAACUUGAUAACUGUGUGUUCAACCCAUAAUAAGUUGAGUUAUGUUUAUCAUAGUUUAGCCUUUGUGAUGUAUGUUUUUGAUUUUCUUUGUUUGUUAUAAUAAAAUGUC